This is a messenger RNA of Sphaeramia orbicularis (orbiculate cardinalfish), 3168 nucleotides long. It is a transcript of the gene slc18a1, whose product is annotated as solute carrier family 18 member A1. Gene Ontology annotation, molecular function: serotonin:sodium:chloride symporter activity; xenobiotic transmembrane transporter activity. Gene Ontology annotation, cellular component: synaptic vesicle membrane; terminal bouton. Gene Ontology annotation, biological process: xenobiotic transport; aminergic neurotransmitter loading into synaptic vesicle; transmembrane transport. NCBI's taxonomy places the organism in Eukaryota, Metazoa, Chordata, Actinopteri, Kurtiformes, Apogonidae. The transcript has 17 exons. Bases 95 to 1726 code for a protein of 543 amino acids. The record is from RefSeq and is a predicted model, not a curated record.
CUUUGUCUUCUUCUUCUUCUUCUUCUUCUUCUUCUUCGUCUUCGUCCUGGUCCAGGUGCCUGUUCAUCUUUAUCACUGUCCAUUCACUGAAGAGAUGCCGUGGUUCCGUCAGAGUCGAGGUUCACCCAGACUGGUCCUGGUCGUAGUUUGUGUCGCUCUGCUGCUCGACAACAUGCUGCUCACUGUGGUGGUUCCCAUCAUUCCCACAUUCCUGUACGCCAUUGAACAUCCCGGUCCGGAGCUCCAGACCGCCGGGCCGACCCUGCUGCCUCUGCCCGGCCUCAGCGCUCCGCUCCUGGGCCCCCAGUUGGACCAGGACCCCCAGUUGGACCAGGACCCCCAGUUGGACCAGGGCCUCCGGUCAUCUGUGGUGUCACUGUUCGACAACACUACGUUCAGUCUUCAGGAGAUCUGGACCGAACCGACCCCCGACAGUGACCCAGCAGACCGGACCGGACCGACCCCAGACCUGCCCCUCAACGAGACGUCCAACAGCACAGAGUCCUCAUGUCUCCAGGACAGUCUUUACCUGGAGGAGGAGAACGUUCGUGUUGGUCUUCUGUUUGCGUCCAAAGCUGUGGUCCAGCUGCUGGUCAACCCGUUUGUUGGUCCACUCACCAACAGGAUCGGGUAUCACAUCCCCAUGUUCGCCGGCUUCAUCAUUAUGUUCGUGUCGACCAUCAUGUUUGCUUUUUCAGGUACGUACGCGCUGCUGUUCUUCGCUCGUUCUCUGCAGGGAAUCGGAUCGUCCUUCUCGUCGGUGGCAGGUCUGGGAAUGUUGGCCAGCGUUUACACCAAUGAUGAGGAGAGAGGCGUGGCCAUGGGCGUGGCCCUGGGAGGACUGGCCAUGGGCGUCCUGAUCGGGGCUCCGUUCGGCAGCGUCAUGUAUGAGUUUGUGGGGAAGAGCGCCCCCUUCCUGAUCCUGGCCUUCCUGGCCGUGUUCGACGGAGCCCUACAGCUGUGUAUCCUGCAGCCAUCCAAGAUCUGCCCAGGGAGUGUGGAGGGGACUCCGUUGUUGACCCUGUUGAAGGACCCAUACAUCCUCAUCAGUGCAGGGUCCCUGUGCUUCGCUAACAUGGGCGUGGCCAUCCUGGAGCCCACCCUGCCCAUCUGGAUGCUCCAGACCAUGUGUUCUCCGCGCUGGCAGCUCGGUAUGGCGUUCCUUCCCGCCAGCGUGUCCUACCUGAUCGGAACCAACCUGUUCGGAGUCCUGGCCAAUAAGAUGGGACGGUGGCUGUGCUCCAUGUUGGGGAUGUUCAUCGUCGGUGUUAGUCUGUUGUGUGUUCCUUUUGCCUCCAGUAUCUACGGUCUGAUUGGACCAAACGGAGGCCUAGGAUUCGCUAUCGGAAUGGUGGACUCCUCCAUGAUGGCCAUCAUGGGCUACCUGGUGGACAUCCGCCACGCCUCCGUGUACGGCAGCGUCUACGCCAUCGCCGACGUGGCGCUGUGCAUGGGCUUCGCCAUCGGACCGUCCACGGGGGGCGCUCUGGUGCAGGCGGUGGGCUUCCCCUGCCUCAUGGUGUUCAUCGGAGUCAUCAACAUCCUGUACGCUCCGCUCUGCUUCCUGUUACGCAAUCCUGCCGUCCGAGAGGAGAAAAUGGCCAUCAUUGACCAGGAGUGUGUGAUGCACAGAAAAAACUACAACACAAAGAACUACAACUCCCACCAGGAGAGUCGAGACUUUCCUCUGAGCGACUACAGCGAGGAAGACGAGACGGAGGAGUGACAUCACCACGGCGUCUCCAUGGUUACCAUCAGACCAGAGUUUAACGGGUCUCGGACCGGGUCUGGGUUAAAUGGAUCUGGUUCUGGUUCCAUCUGGUCCCAGAACCAGAACCAGAACCAGAACCAGAACCAGAACCAGAUGAAGCCGCUGAGUGAAUGCAUCAGGUUCUUCAUGAAGUUCAGAUCCAAACACUGACGUGAACCCGACGUAGAAAAACACCGACAUGAGGGUUUGAGAGAAGUUUCCUUCCAUCGGAUUCAAACCUUUACGUGGUUUUUCCACCGACGUCACAUGACUCACCUACAGCCCAUAAUAAGCACCGUACAGCGGCGUUUUAGGGCCACGCAGGAAAAUAAAAGCAUGUCACCACCAGAAGAAAGUCAUAAAAUAUGGAGAUAAAACCUGCGAUUUUAUGGGAAUGAAGUCGUAAUAUUAUGAGAAUAAUGUUAUAAUUUAAAAACAGGUGGAAAAAGAUCAUAAUGUUAUAAGAAUCCAGUCUGGUCUGAAAAUACAGAACUGGAACAUUCUGAGGUUCCACUGUCAUUUAGGGUUUAAACACAACGGCCACAUACUGAGCCUAUUAGCCCCGCCCACCAAAUACUGAGCCCACCAAAUACUGAGACUAUUAGCCCCGCCCACCAAAUACUGAGCCUUUUAGCCCCGCCCACCAAAUACUGAGCCUAUUAGCCCUGCCCAUCAAAUACUGAGCCUUUUAGCCCCGCCCACCAAAUACUGAGCCUAUUAGCCCCGCCCACCAAAUACUGAGACUAUUAGCCCCGCCCACCAAAUACUGAGCCCAUUAGCCCCGCCCACCAUCAACACAUAAGCAUUAGUUGAAGGACUUUGAAGACAUUUCGCACACGUUUGGGUUUGUUUCAUCGUAAGAACUGAACAGAUUUGGAGCAAAUUACUAAACUUAAGUCUUACAAUUUCUAAAUUAUGACUUUUUGUUGCACUUUUGCGAAUUUAUUUUCAAAAUAUUACAACUUUAAUCUCUUAAAACUAUGACACUCUUUUCAUAAAUUAUGAGUUUUUUUAAAACUAUGACUUUGUUAUACUAAUAUUACGACUUUAUUCUUGUAGUGACGUGUUUUUAUUUUUCCGAUGUGGCCUAAUGCGUCGCCGUAGCAGUGUCAUACUAACAUCCAAAUGUUUGUCAUAUAGUUUGGCUUGAACUUUUUAACUUUUUUUUUUUAAUUUCAUCGACUUGAUCCAUAAACAAAAAUACCAAAUACUCACUGUCAUAUUUGAACCCUUUAAACGACAUGUUUGUAACAGAAACAAACCAGAUUAUUGAUGGAAAAAAUAUGCAAAAAAAACCAAACUUUUUUCUCCAAUAUUCUACAUAGAAAUUGUAUAAUUAUUUUUUUUUCCCUCCUGUCAUCUGUCAGUGUCACUGUUUAUUAUGGGAUGGAUUUGGUGGAUGGAUCAGAAUUUAAACA